AUGGCUCAAAGAAUAGGCGAUGGAUGGGAACGCUCCCAUUACCCAAUCACCUGCGAAUCUUGCCUCGGCGACAAUCCCUACUUGCGAAUGACUCUAGCGGAUCAUGACAAGGCAUGCAAGGUAUGUACACGACCUUUCACGGUGUUCAGGUGGCGACCUGGUCGGAAUGCUAGAUUCAAGAAAACCGAGAUCUGUCAGACUUGCUCCAAGCUCAAGAAUGUAUGCCAAGUCUGUCUUCUCGAUCUUGAGUUUGGUCUUCCUGUUCAGGUCAGAGACACAGCACUCAACAUUACUACUCAUGACUCCGUCCCAAAAAGCGAUGUUAACAGAGAGUACUUUGCUGAGGAGCAUGACCGAAUGACUAGAGCUGGACUGGAUUAUGAAUCUUUAUAUGGGAAGAUGCAACCCAAUGAUACAAUUCUAAAGCAUCAAAGAACAGAACCAUACUAUAUAAGGAACGAGCCAAAUGUUUGUAGUUUCUACACCAAUGGUCGGUGUACAAGAGGUUCCGAAUGUGCAUACCGGCAUGAGAUGCCCAAAACAGGAGACUUAGCCCACCAAAACAUAAAAGAUCGUUAUUAUGGUGAAAAUGAUCCAGUCGCGAUGAAGUUACUCGGGAAAGCUGGUGAGAUGGGCUCAUUAGAACCACCAGAGGAUGAAAGCAUCAAAACGCUUUACAUCGGUGGGCUCAACUCGAUAAUCGUCGAGCAGGACAUACGAGACCAAUUCUACGCUUACGGAGAAAUCGAAUCUAUCAGAAUUUUGGCCGAGAAAACAUGUGCGUUUGUCACAUACACAUCUCGACAAGGAGCAGAAGAGGCCAUGCAACAGCUCUCCAACAGACUAGUCAUCAACGGCCGGAGGCUAAUACUCAAAUGGGGAAGACCUCGGGUCCCCAUGAAAUCUUAA
Molecule: messenger RNA, 909 nt
Organism: Microthlaspi erraticum
Lineage: Eukaryota; Viridiplantae; Streptophyta; Magnoliopsida; Brassicales; Brassicaceae
Source: the annotation of a GenBank genome assembly